Messenger RNA from Peniophora sp. CBMAI 1063, 1515 nucleotides. NCBI's taxonomy places the organism in Eukaryota, Fungi, Basidiomycota, Agaricomycetes, Russulales, Peniophoraceae. The record is from the annotation of a GenBank genome assembly.
AUGACGCCGGCCCAAAUCAUCCUCGCGAUAUUUGCACCUCUGUUCCUUGCCUACCUCUACGUCCGCAUCAACGACUCGAAAUUGAUGCGCCUUCCACCCGAAGUUGCCAAGGCUUUUCAGUCUGAACGGUGGACGGACGAGGACGUCAAGUCCGACUUCUUGAAGAUGCAGGAGAAGCCUCUCAGCCUCGAUGGAAAGCUUCCGGCGAAGACGGGCAGAAGAUACAUUGUCAUUGGAGGAGCGGGAUUUUUGGGAGGAUGGAUCGGUCGGCAUCUCAUUGAACGUGGCGAGGAUCCUCGGAAGAUACGCGUCCUGGAUAUUCGACCACCCACGCGUCCUGAUCUUACGACCGGACCUGCAACACAAGUCGACUUCCGCGCUGUCGACAUCACUGACAAAGCUGCGUUGGACGCUGCUUUUGAUGCUGCGUGGCCAGAUGGAGAACCUUCGCACGAUCAGACAACCGUCUUCCACACCGCCGCGAAUAUCCGGUUUUACGAGCGCCACCCGGACCUUUUGUACCGCAGUGCAAAGGUCAACGUAGACGGGACACAAAACAUCCUCGACGCUUGCACUCGGACGGGAGUCAAGAUCCUCAUCUACACCUCUUCCGGCUCGGUCCUCGUUCACCGCACACGCUUUCUGAUGGGAUUAUUUGAGAAGGAACCUCCGUUGUUUACGCAGGCUGUCGAUGAUACCAGUCCGCUACCGACGAGACACGAUCAGACGUUCUCGAACUACGCGGCGAGCAAGAUUGAAGGAGAGAGGCGCGUUCGGGCGGCGAAUAGGAAGGAUGGCUUGAGGACGGGCUGUGUCAGGCCGGGGAAUGGAGUUUAUGGACCUGGUGGAGAUAUCCUGUGCGGGGCGUAUUUGGUACGCCAAACCAAUCCGACAUGGAUAGGUCACACCUUGCAGUCCUUCGUCUUUGUCGAAAACGUCUCGCUCGCGCAUCUAUGCUAUGAAGCCGCUCUUCUCUCCUCCCCACAACUCGGCGGCGAUGCCUUCUGCGUAGCGGAUCGCGGACCACCAGUCACGUACGGAGACGUAUACAUGGCGUUAACGCUCCUGACCGAUGGACUCGUUACGUUCCCCGAGCUCAGCAGUACGGCUAUGCUCAUGCUGGCGACCGUGUUCGAGUGGAUCUAUCUGGGGAAGUACUUCGCAAGCACGUCUUCCAACGCCAUCGUUCGAGCGCUUGGCAAGCUCUUACCAGGCAUCAAUGGCGAUCUUGUGAACCUACAACCCUCACUCUGGGCUCUUACCGCCAUCCAUCUCGUAUUCGACGACUCCCGUGCGCGCCUUCCGCAGUCCAAGGGCGGUCUCGGCUAUGAACCCUUGUGGUCGACACGCGAAGGCCUAUGCAAGCUCGUGGAUGAGCACGUCAAGUCGGGAGGCCAGGGCGAGGAGCGGAGCAGGGCGGGUGGAGGCGUCAGUCUCGGUUUUGCGUCAAGCAAAGCGCAGAGGAGCGUGGGACGAGUCGUGGAGAAGGUCGAUCCCAUCGGAGUCGUCAAUUGA